Messenger RNA from Symbiodinium sp. CCMP2456, 784 nucleotides. Lineage: Eukaryota; Dinophyceae; Suessiales; Symbiodiniaceae. The record is from the annotation of a GenBank genome assembly.
GCCACUGGGUUGCACCACGUGGGAUGAGUGGGGCAUCGAAAUUUGCGCCCACCUCUGCGCCAAAGAGCGCCUCAACUUGCCCUACACUCCCCUGGAGACAGUGCGGCAGGUGCGCAACAAGGCUCGUUUUCGGGAAGCCUGCGUCAAGGGGGGCGUUCCUGCCCCGCGCUUCGCGAACAUCCACACCAAGGCACAGCUCGAGGCAGCGCUUGCCGAGGCUCCUUGGACCUUCCCGGUGAUCCUGAAGCCAGCGAAAGGUGCUGGCAGCUACUACUGCCUCAAGUCCGAGUCUGAAGACCACCUGCUCGAAGCGUUCCCGCGCCUGAAUGAGUCCCUGCUCGGCGAGCAGAGAACUCCGCAGGAGGAUGCGGCAGCCGGAUGGGUGCUGGAGGAGUUCUUCAGCGGGGCCGAGGUGGACGUAGAUGGCUGGGCCCAGGAUGGCAAAGUCGCUUGGAUGCUUGUCUGCGACAACAAGCCGGCACGUGGAAAAGGAUGCUGUGAAGCUGGCGGCAUGUACCCGUCACAGCUCCCGGCCGAUGUCGUGAAACUCCUAGAAGGACUCACGUCGAAGGUGAUCUCCGUCUGUCCGGGCAUUCACUCCGCCUUCCACUUCGAGGCCCUGGUCGAUCCAGUGAGCAAGGCAGUCAUGCCAGUAGAGCUGAACCUGCGGAUUGGGGGAGCCGAGUGCCCGUGCUGUGUGGAGGCCGUCUCUGGCGUCUUCCUACCUCUCGCCGCUGCCGAUCUCGCCCUGGCCCGGCCCAUGCGCCCGCCCGGCGCACCCAAG